Molecule: messenger RNA, 951 nt
Organism: Acomys russatus (golden spiny mouse)
Lineage: Eukaryota; Metazoa; Chordata; Mammalia; Rodentia; Muridae
Product: olfactory receptor 2AG2-like
Exons: 1
Coding region: 1-951 (316 amino acids)
Biological process (GO): G protein-coupled receptor signaling pathway
Cellular component (GO): membrane
Molecular function (GO): G protein-coupled receptor activity; olfactory receptor activity
Source: RefSeq, a predicted model, not a curated record
AUGGAGUUCAGGAACUUGACUUUGGGAAGUGGCUUCAUUUUGGUGGGGAUUCUGGAUGACAGUGGCUUUCCUGAACUGCUCUGUGCCACUAUUACAACCCUGUACAUGUUGGCUUUGACCAGCAAUGGAGUGCUGCUUCUGGUCAUCACCUUGGAUGCUCGGCUACACGUGCCCAUGUAUCUCCUACUCGGGCAGCUGUCUCUCAUGGACCUCUUCCUGACAUCGGUUAUUACUCCCAAAGCUGUCAUGGAUUUUUUACUCAAUGACAACACCAUCUCCUUUGGAGGUUGUGCCCUUCAGAUGUUCCUUGAAUUGGCACUUGGUGGAGCAGAGGACCUCCUCCUGGCCUUUAUGGCCUAUGACAGGUAUGUGGCCAUUUGUCAUCCUCUGAACUACAUGAUCUUCAUGAGGCCAAAUGUCUGCCGGUUUAUGAUGGCCACAUCAUGGAUAUUGGCAUCAGUGAUGGCCCUAAUAUUUACCUUCUACACUAUGCAGUAUCCCUUCUGUAAAUCCCGGCAGAUCAGACAUCUGUUCUGUGAGAUCCCUCCAUUGCUGAAGCUGGCCUGUGCAGACACUUCCACAUACGAGCUGACGGUUUAUUUGGCAGGUGUCUCUGUCUUGAUUCUCCCUUUUGCUGUUAUUUUGGCCUCCUAUGCACGAAUUCUUUCUACUGUGCUCCACAUGCCCUCAAAUGAGGGAAGGAAGAAAGCCCUUGUCACCUGUUCUUCUCACCUGAUUGUGGUUGGGAUGUGGUAUGGGGGUUCCUCAUUCAUGUAUGUUCUCCCCAGUCAAUUCCACAGCCCCAAACAAGAUAACAUCUUCUCUGUUUUCUACACUAUAGUCACUCCGGCUCUGAAUCCCCUCAUCUACAGCCUGAGGAACAAGGAAGUCACUGGGGCUUUAAGGAGGAUUCUUGGAAAACGGUUGCUGCCAACAGAACCCAGUCAAUAG